Molecule: messenger RNA, 1650 nt
Organism: Rana temporaria (common frog)
Lineage: Eukaryota; Metazoa; Chordata; Amphibia; Anura; Ranidae
Gene: ARL3
Product: ADP ribosylation factor like GTPase 3
Exons: 6
Coding region: 91-639 (182 amino acids)
Biological process (GO): cilium assembly
Cellular component (GO): cytoplasm; microtubule cytoskeleton
Molecular function (GO): GTP binding; GTPase activity
Source: RefSeq, a predicted model, not a curated record
AGCACGCAGGACCGUACGCCCUUACGUCACGCGUUAGCAGCGGCUUGGGUGACGUAGUUGCCCCUGGUAACCUGGAGAGUCGUGGAGAGGAUGGGUCUGCUGUCUAUCUUGCGUAAGUUGAAAAGCGCUCCAGACCAGGAGGUACGGAUUCUGCUCCUGGGUCUUGAUAAUGCUGGAAAGACCACAUUACUAAAGCAGUUGGCGUCGGAGGAUAUAAGUCACAUCACUCCAACACAGGGAUUUAAUAUUAAAAGUGUACAAUCUCAGGGGUUUAAACUCAAUGUAUGGGACAUCGGGGGACAGAGGAAAAUCAGGCCGUACUGGAGGAAUUAUUUUGAGAAUACAGAUGUACUUAUUUACGUAAUUGACAGUGCAGACAGAAAACGCUUUGAAGAAACCGGGCAGGAACUGGCUGAACUGUUGGACGAGGAGAAGCUUAGUGGAGUUCCUGUGCUGAUCUUUGCUAACAAACAGGAUUUACUGACAGCUGCUCCUGCCUCAGAAAUUGCUGAGGGUCUAAACCUGCACACAAUCCGGGACAGAGUCUGGCAGAUUCAGUCGUGUUCAGCACUCACAGGAGAAGGAGUACAAGACGGAAUGAACUGGGUCUGCAAAAACGUUAAUGCAAAGAAGAAAUAACGAACUGAGAAGAGCCAUGGAAACGCACAAGACUGCUUUUACCGCGACAUUUUCACAUGCAGAGCACUCCGAGGUCACAGCAAACGCCUCCCUUUCCAAAGGACACAACACAAAUGCACUCUGUUGGCCUACAGUAGCUCAUCUGAAACAAAAGCAUGUCUACACUGUUUUUUAGCCUACUCGCCAUGUAUUUACUAUUCAACAAAGUAGUGUUGUAUAUUAGACGCCUGUGUAACCGAAGAUCUACUGUAGGUACAGAAAAGGUUACUUGUUGAAUGCCUUUUGUAGAAUUCUUGGCAUCCAUGGGUUAUGUAGGAAUACUGUUAAAUAGAAGCUGCUCUGUAUUAAUGCCCAGGUGACCUCUAUUCGCUAUACAAACAUUGCAGGUGUGGAAGGACUGGGGGAAAUGGCAUUGCUAGUUAUGUGUAAAUCUACCGCAGAUUCUAUAGAAAGGGACCAACACAUUUCAGCUACCCUUUAUGACCAAAGGUAUAAUAUUCACAGUAGUGUCCAUUUACACUAGAUAGCAUUCAGUUGCUUUAAAGGAAGUCUAACAGUUAUUUUUUUUUCCCCUAGUACUGCUACCAGAUUUAAAAGCCAAUUUCAUAUUUUGUGUUGUAUUUUACACUUAUGUCUAGGGUAAAACCAGAAACCUGGUAACGGUCCUGCUGCACCAUGCCCCCCCCCCCCCAACUUCAAUUACAGGCCCAUGGGCUACUGUUUGGGUAUAAAUUUGGCUCAGCUAUACAUGGUUCAACCUGCAAAGCUGCAUUGUCUAUUCACAGAGAGCUGGGAAUGCAGAGACUACAAGUCCCAUCUGACACUGCAGUAGUGGGACUCGUAGAUCUCAGUGGAGCACCAGUGCUGUGACAUCAUCCCACUUGACGUCCAUUGUUUACUCCUUCCAGCCCCAUAGUUGAAGACCGGUACUUCUGACUAAGGCUCCAUUCACACUAAUGCUUUUUUUUUAUGCAUUUUGCAGAAAUGCAGGGAAUUUUUUUAACAUAGUUU